Megalops cyprinoides (Indo-Pacific tarpon) is the source of this 940-nucleotide messenger RNA. RefSeq lists its product as uncharacterized. NCBI's taxonomy places the organism in Eukaryota, Metazoa, Chordata, Actinopteri, Elopiformes, Megalopidae. The coding region runs from base 126 to 923 and encodes 265 amino acids. The record is from RefSeq and is a predicted model, not a curated record. The transcript has 6 exons.
CCUUUUUAGAAGCAGUUUCCACUAUUGAAACAGAAAAGGAGAUCUUGUUGAGGAAGAGGGGUAUAGAUAGAAGUCAACAAUUUCUACUGAUGGAGUAUACCUGAUGGAAAGUUGGCUAAACUAAAAUGGAUACAAAACUCACAGCGGGAUGUGAAAAGGGAAAUUUUGGAAAGGAAGGAGCUUCAUCAGCGAUCCCACCACUCUCCUCACCUUCAGAGUCCUCUUCUGCUAUCGCAGCCCCAUCCAAAAAGCAUCUCCUCCAUAGACGAAGGACACGCAGGACCAUUUACUCUCUGUGCAAGCGCCUCUUGAAGCCUGUGCAAAUGGAGCUGCUGCUUCUGUCGAAGAGGGACCUCUCCAGGUGGCAUGAGGAACUGCAGCACUUUCACCUCUGUAUCAGGAAGGUGGGGCGACACCUCCAUGCUUGUCUAAGGAAACUCUCCAACUCGCAGGACAGGGAAGCCUGGGAAAUAAACCUGUGGGAGUAUGUGUCCCUUCACACCAUUUUCGAGGGGGCAGAGCUACGCAUCCUAUACAGACACAGCAAUGACAACUUUAACAUCUUCAAGGUGACCUACGAGAAGCUCCGCUUCAACUUCUUGGCAACGGAGCUGCUGGUUGGCUCCUGUGACCUGCAGCAACUCUAUGAGGCCUGGGGCUUGUGUGGAGUCUACUGCUGCACUGACUGCAGACACAUACCAUUGAACUGUAGUCCUCAGAAUACACACCAACAAAGGUCACAGAGUGGGAGCUGCAUUAGGGCGGAUGGCACACGAGGCCAAUUGGAUGUUGCAUUGUACAACAUCAAGCAGGGUCAACACAAGGGCCUCAGUCCAGACACACUUGGACACAAUAUACGGCGUAGGAGCAGAGAUAGUACAGAGGAAGCUGCCAGUGACAUGUUAAAAUUGGGUAAGAAAUGAUUGUGUUAAUAAGUGGA